Euleptes europaea (tarantolino) is the source of this 1132-nucleotide messenger RNA. RefSeq names its product protein phosphatase, Mg2+/Mn2+ dependent 1K (gene PPM1K). The transcript has 6 exons. Lineage: Eukaryota; Metazoa; Chordata; Lepidosauria; Squamata; Sphaerodactylidae. Gene Ontology annotation, molecular function: cation binding; protein serine/threonine phosphatase activity. The record is from RefSeq and is a predicted model, not a curated record. Gene Ontology annotation, biological process: protein dephosphorylation. The coding region runs from base 17 to 1132 and encodes 371 amino acids.
GCUGCGGAACCAAGUUAUGUCCACUGCUGCUUUAAUAAGCCUGGUCAGAAACAGAGGGACCCAAGUGAGGAGAGCGCUGCUGACGUCCCGCCUCCUGCAAGACGACAGCCGACUGGCGGCCGUGUGCCAGAGCUCCACUACUGACCGCAGGGCAUCCCGCUUUGACCUGGAUGGUAGCGGCCGCCCUGCCACCUGGGACUCGUUCGGUAUUUGGGAUAACCGCAUCGACGAGCCCAUCCUCCUCCCACAAAGCAUCAAGUACGGGAAGCCGAUCCCCAAGGUCAGCCUGUCGAAUGUGGGCUGUGCCAGCCAAAUUGGGAAGCGUAAAGAAAAUGAAGACCGCUUUGAUUAUGCCCAGCUGACCGAUGAGGUCCUGUAUUUUGCUGUUUAUGAUGGGCAUGGAGGAGUGGCAGUAGCAGACUUCUGCAACAAGUACAUGCAAAAGUAUAUCAGAGAAUUCCUUGCUGAGGAGCCGAACAUGGAAAUAGUGUUGUUCAAAGCUUUUGUCGAAAUAGAAAAAGCAUAUGAAAGGCACGCUCACUUAUCUGCUGACGCUACCUUGCUGAGUGCCGGGACCACGGCAACCGUGGCUCUGCUGAGGGACGGGAUAGAGCUGGUCGUGGCCAGCGUCGGAGACAGCCGCGCCCUUCUGUGUCGCAAGGGGAAAGCUCUGAAGCUGACCAUCGAUCACACUCCCGAAAGGAAGGAUGAGAAAAAAAGAAUCAAGGAAGCUGGUGGCUUUGUCUCCUGGAACAGCUUAGGACAGCCUCAUGUGAAUGGCAGACUUGCCAUGACGCGAAGCAUUGGUGACUUGGAUCUUAAGAACUGUGGUGUGAUAGCAGAACCAGAAACUAAAAGGAUUCAGCUCCACCAUGCAAACGACAGCUUCUUGGUCCUCACCACAGAUGGCAUCAACUUCAUGGUGAACAGCCAAGAGAUCUGCGACUUUGUCAACCAGUGUCACGAUCCCACUGAAGCAGCUCACGUGGUUACUGAGCAGGCCAUACAAUAUGGGACGGAAGAUAACAGCACCGCCAUUGUUGUGCCCUUUGGAGCCUGGGGAAAAUACAAAAACUCGGAGAUCAGCUUCUCAUUCAGCCGGAGCUUCGCCUCGAGUGGGAGAUGGGCGUGA